AUGUAUUACCUGUACAGGCUGAGCCAUCGGGAGAGGUGUCCCACGUAUAAUUUGGCGGCGGGCUGCGUAUUGAGGACGGUUGCUGAACAGUGUUGCGGUGUACCGGACUGCACGGGAGCCACGGGCACAGGGACAGGCACCAUGACCGGUCAGACGACCGGCUGUUACUACAAGAACAACGUGUAUACGCAGAGCCAGACGUGGAGGGACGGGUGCGACUAUAAAUGUGAAUGUACCGACGCCUCGAUGGGACGAUACAGAUGCACUGCUCUAUGUGUGGUGUGGAACCUUCCCCCGACCUGCCACUGGGACGCUCCAGCCCCCGGAAAGUGCUGCCAGACUCCCAACUGCCCUUCAGAUGUCGUCCUAAGUUACCCACCAGGCUAUACGGUGGAAUAAGAAACGCUUCACGACGUUUUCAAGACGUUC
Messenger RNA from Mya arenaria, 429 nucleotides. RefSeq lists its product as uncharacterized. NCBI's taxonomy places the organism in Eukaryota, Metazoa, Mollusca, Bivalvia, Myida, Myidae. The record is from RefSeq and is a predicted model, not a curated record. Bases 1 to 399 code for a protein of 132 amino acids. The transcript has 4 exons.